AUGUAUCUGUUAGGACAGUGCUUUGCAAAGAGCGGGUCAGCCCAGCUUUGUGAAAGCUUUCAGUGUGCUGCGGUCCACAAGCACCUAGCAAGCACCCUCCCUGCCGCCAAGAUUCUGAAGAGGAAGGUCAGCUCAGCUGAAAGGACAGCAAAGGAAGGGCCCAAGAGGGGAUCAGCGAGGUUGUCAGCUAAGCCAGAUCCUGCAAAAGUGGAAAUGAAGCCAAAAAGGCAGCAGCAAAGGAUAAAUAAAUCUUCAGGCAAAAACGUGCAAAUGAAAGAGAAAAGUAGGGCAAAGGGAAAACAGGCUGAAGUGACUAACCAAGAAACUAAAGAUUUACCUGCAGAAAACAAUGAAACUAAAACUGAGAAGAGUACAGCCUCUGAUGAAGCAGGAGAGAAAGAAGCCAAGUCUGAUUAA
Messenger RNA from Cynocephalus volans (Philippine flying lemur), 417 nucleotides. RefSeq names its product non-histone chromosomal protein HMG-14-like. Gene Ontology annotation, biological process: chromatin organization. The transcript has a single exon. Lineage: Eukaryota; Metazoa; Chordata; Mammalia; Dermoptera; Cynocephalidae. Gene Ontology annotation, cellular component: chromatin; nucleus. Gene Ontology annotation, molecular function: nucleosomal DNA binding. Bases 1 to 417 code for a protein of 138 amino acids. The record is from RefSeq and is a predicted model, not a curated record.